AUGUUUUAUUCAGAGGCCAUUCUCGCCCGUCGCGGUCCUCUUGCCAAAGUAUGGCUCGCUGCUCACAUGGAGCGCAAGCUUUCCAAGAGCCAAACACUACAGACAGACAUUGAGCAGUCAGUUGACGCAAUUAUGGCCCAAGAAAUCGAAAAGAUGGCUAUCAGACUCAGCGGCCAACUUCUUUUGGGCGUGGUGAGAAUAUACAGCCGCAAAGCCAAAUAUCUGUUGGACGAUUGCAAUGAAGCAUUGCUCAAGAUCAAGAUGGCAUUUCGUCCAGGGGUUGUUGAUCUUACUGAGGACCAACUCACGGUUAACAAGACCGCCAUAACUCUACAAACAAACGGUCUAGGGCUCGAUUUGCUUUUACCUGAUGUUGAUUGGGACAUGGACUUUGAGGAUCGACCGCUUCAACGACAAGGGCACCACCAAGCACAUGUUGACGACAUCACACUCCGCACCGCAGACGACUUUGAGUUUGGAAUGAACGAUCCUUUCGAUAUAGGGCCAUCUGAUGGCAUUGGCUCCCAAGAUUUUAACGAUGUCGAUUUGGGGAUUCAUUGGGGAGACGAACAGCAAAAUGACAAAUCAGAUGCUAUGAGCAUUCAAGGAAGUAUCGGUGUCGGACGUGACAUUCAGCAUCAUGAAGAGGAACUCGAUCUAUUUGGAGGAAACGACUUUAAUGCAGAUUUAGACCGCAUGUCCCACAGGAGCAAAAGUAGAGACGUCUCGGUGCAACCGUUUGGUGGUAUGGACAUUGAUCUCCCCGACCUCGAUCUCGGGGACCUUGGGAUCGGAUUCGACGACCCUCCGCCUGCAGAUAUCAAUGGUCGGACUCCUAGUGAAACGAGAUCUCUUUCUCGCGCUUCUUCACCUUUGACCGAGGUCCCUCCAACGCCUCCUCCAUUUGAAGGCUUGGAUGAUGCGGAAAUUGUAGACAACGCCGAAAAUGUCGUCAAUGAAUCCACCACAGACAAACCUAAAAGGAAAAUCAAGGACAAGAGGCAAAUCAUCGAUUCUGUUACGGAAUUGCAGAAUAGUCAGGGUGCAAGUAAUCGUGGUCGUGCGGGAGGAAACACUAACCCUUUGAAUACUGACACGACCAGCAUCACUUCCACCCAUCACUUCUUACCAAGGUCCUCCAUUGUCAUGAGAUUACUGGAGAUCCGUGAUGACCCUGUUUCCUACUUCUUGCCGACUCAUAUCAAGGCUCAAGGCACCUUUUUAUCUGGUGCACCUCCCGGUCUCACUCCAGAGCUAGCAGAUCUAUUCAUUCGGCCUGUAUACAACUCCACACACAAACGCAAAGCGUCACCGCAGGAAAGUCCCAGUAAGAAAGCCCGACGGGAAGAUGUCGAAAUGCCACGUCGUGUCGGGAGCGUUGCGCCUGAAGAGGAAACCAUUCAGAUCGAUAAUUCCGCUCUCGAUAUUGAUGCUGGGUUCGAGUUUGCAGACCAAUCCGGUGCUCCAGAAGAUUAUCAACUCGAUUUCCCGGAAAUCGGUCAAGAGCUUGAUCAAGAGCGCGCCAAGUCUGUGUUUUCCGAAAGAAGUCGUCUUUCUUCUGUCGCACCUGAAGGUCUAGAUGAUAUAAAUCCCACCCAUGUUGAUGUGGACUGCCCCGUUUCGAUAUUUGAUGCAACUCAACCUUCUCAAAGUCAGCUGCCGGAGGCUGAGCAAGAACAGCCCGAGGUUGUGGAAGUGACAGAUAGGCAAGGCUACAGUAAGAACACUGUCAAGGCUUUGGGAUUGAUUAGAAAAGAGUUGCAACCCGAAGAGGAAGAUGAUGCUUCCAAGACCAUGAGUUUCAAGCAAAUGUCCAACAAGGCAUCCAAGCGAGCGGCUGCGUCGUUCUUCUUCGAGUUGUUGGUUCUCGGUACACGAGACUGUGUCAAACUUUCACAGCCCAAGCCGUUUGCGGACAUCACUAUCUCAGCGAAACCUCGACUCUGGGAGCAGAACCAGAACGUCGGCGACUCAGUUCCCGAGUGA
Messenger RNA from Psilocybe cubensis, 1986 nucleotides. RefSeq lists its product as uncharacterized. The transcript has 7 exons. The record is from RefSeq and is a predicted model, not a curated record. NCBI's taxonomy places the organism in Eukaryota, Fungi, Basidiomycota, Agaricomycetes, Agaricales, Agrocybaceae. The coding region runs from base 1 to 1986 and encodes 661 amino acids. Gene Ontology annotation, molecular function: protein binding; chromatin binding. Gene Ontology annotation, biological process: replication-born double-strand break repair via sister chromatid exchange; synaptonemal complex assembly; mitotic sister chromatid cohesion. Gene Ontology annotation, cellular component: cohesin complex; synaptonemal complex.